Molecule: messenger RNA, 1412 nt
Organism: Drosophila innubila
Lineage: Eukaryota; Metazoa; Arthropoda; Insecta; Diptera; Drosophilidae
Exons: 4
Coding region: 41-1381 (446 amino acids)
Source: RefSeq, a predicted model, not a curated record
AAGUAAACAUCAAGUCGGUGCAGUUCACAUCUUUGUUGAAAUGUCAUUAGUAUUCAAGAAUGAAUUCCAAUGGCUUGCCACAGUUAUCCUGCCGGAUAUUCUGAGAAUAGGACGUCUGGUGGACAACUUUAACGAGUCUUUGGUAGAGACGUUCAAAGUGGGGAGCAUUGAAAUUAAUAUAAUCGGACCCGAAGAGGCCUAUAUGUUGACCCUGUGCUAUCGAGCGACCGUAAAUUUUGAAUACGCUGGCGAAAAGCUGCAAAAGAAACUGAUUGUUAAGAGAACGCCUAAGAUAUCACAGGAAAUAUACAAAUCUCUGCAAUUUCACUAUCUCUUCAAUAACGAAAUUCGCUUCUACACUGAAAUCCUACCAAUAAUCCAAAAUUUAAGCCAUGGUAGCUUUGCUGCUCCCAAGUAUUACUAUAGUGAGAUGAGUCCCACAUCGGCCGUUCUUAUUCUGGGUGAUUUCGGUGCAGAUGGUUGGAGUGUGACUAAGAAGAGAUUUGGAUUAAGUCUAGAGCACGCGCGUAUUGCUGUCAAGUAUCUGGGCAGAUUCCAUGGGCUUGGAUAUGCUUUGAAACAUAACCAAAAGGACCUAUUUGAUAACAUAACAAGCAAGUUGAAGGAGGCACGAUUUGGCAUAACAUCCUUGACUUCACAUUGGGAACUAUCGCAGAAAGCCGCAAUUUUGCGAGCAGGCAAAGCAGUCAGUACUUAUCAGCCGCAAGUGGAUAAGGAUUUCGUUAGGAAGUUUCAGCAGCUAACCUACAGUUAUUUGGGUUAUGGUCGUCAGCGUGUUGCGCCCCGGGAGCCCCUCUCCACCCUCUGCCACGGCGACUAUUUAAGGAAUAAUGUGGCAUAUAAGUACGAUACAGACAGCAGUGGGAAUCCCUUGGACAUCAUGAUGUUUGACUAUCAGACAAUGCGGUUAUCUUCGCCCAUGAUUGACCUCUCCAUAUUCCUGGCCCUCUCCCUCUUGGCAGAUGUGCGUUAUAAGAACUUCGACAGUCUUUUCGACGACUACUGCAAUGCUCUCUUUGAAAGCUAUGGGGAAUAUUCAAACCAAGCACUUCCGGACUUUCUAAAUCGAGAGAACUUGCUUAAGGAGUACAUACGAUUUUUACCAUAUGCUGUGUUUAUAAAGUGCUUCUUCCUUAUGGCUCUCGUCGAUCCGCCUUCCACCUCUCCUGAGGAAAACUUAACCAAAGAAAAAUCUGAAGAAGAAAUCAUUCAGACAGCCUACUCCCAAGGUGGAGAAUUGGUUGACCGCGAAAUUGCGCAUCAGAUAAUGGAAAUGUUUGAGCUAAGUUGCUUGCAUAACGUCCAAAUAGAUGAAGAUAUUGAUACCACAGAGUGGAUUAAUAAUACUUUACACUUUUAAAAUAAUUAAUUAAUUAUUUUUCUGUUUUUGA